Microtus ochrogaster (prairie vole) is the source of this 1913-nucleotide messenger RNA. RefSeq names its product hydroxyacyl-thioester dehydratase type 2 (gene Htd2). The coding region runs from base 65 to 583 and encodes 172 amino acids. Gene Ontology annotation, molecular function: (3R)-hydroxyacyl-[acyl-carrier-protein] dehydratase activity. Gene Ontology annotation, biological process: fatty acid biosynthetic process. The transcript has a single exon. Gene Ontology annotation, cellular component: mitochondrion. Lineage: Eukaryota; Metazoa; Chordata; Mammalia; Rodentia; Cricetidae. The record is from RefSeq and is a predicted model, not a curated record.
UACAUAGAUUGAAAAAAAAGAAGCAGGCUAAAGCCCCUAUUGAUGAUAUUUGGAGACACUGAAGAUGUUCUCUGUGAUUUCUGGUCAUCAUCGCUGGUGGAGUGGGCUUCAGAGGAGACUGUGGCAGAAUCACCUGGUCCCAGCAGGGCAGUGCUUUCAGUGUGUGCACAUAAGGGUUGGAGACCGUGCUGAGCUCAGCAGAGCCUUCACACAGCAGGAUGUGGCUACCUUCUCCAAGUUAACAGGAGAUGACAAUCCUCUGCAUCUAAGUGAAGAUUAUGCAAAACACACCAAGUUUGGAAAGACAAUUGUGCAUGGAGUUUUGAUAAGUGGACUUAUUUCUGCUCUUCUGGGUACUAAAAUGCCAGGGCCAGGCUGUGUGUUUCUUUCUCAGGAAAUUAAAUUUCCAGCCCCUUUAUAUACUGGAGAAGAGGUCUUAGCAUCUGCAGAAGUGAAGAGGCUGAAGCAAUUGGUUGCUGUUGUUGCGGUGUCCUGCUGUGUAGUAGAGAGUAAGAAGACAGUUAUGGAAGGUUGGGUAAAAGUUAUGGUCCCAGAAGCUCCUGAUGCUGAAAUGCAAAUUUAAAGUUGUAAGUUCAAACACCUGUGCUCAGUGUCAAAUGACAAAUGGGGAUGUGGGCUGUUGCUGUAUACUCGGAAGUCAUGUAGGGAAGGAGAGCAAGUCGACAGUUUGUUUCAAUGUCUACUUUUUAUUUUAACUUUAUGCCUUGUCCAGACUUAAGCAUGUACAAGAUUUCAUCGCCUUUGGAGGUUUGGUUUUUUUUUUUUGUUUUUUUUUUUUUUGUUUUUUUUUUGUUCUUUUUUUCCAAUUAUAAAACAAUUGAGAGGGGCUGAAGGAAUUUAAGAUCACUGGCUGCUCUUCCAGAGGAUCUGGGUUUAAUUCCUGGCACUCCCAACUGUUUGUAACUCCAGAGUCAAGGGAUCCAACACCGUCUUCUGGCCUCUGCAGAAACUACAUGCAUAUAGUACACAGGCAUACAUGCAGGCAAAACAGCCACACAAACACAAUAACAAUAAAAUAAAAAUAUUUUUUUAAAAGUGGGAAAGCUAUCUACGUUUUACUUUCAGAAUUUCAAACAUAGUUAUAUUUGUAUUUGAUAACACCUACCUCUAUCUGUGUUGAAGGUUCUUGUGGAUUAUACCACCACGAAUUUAGUUAUUAACUGCAAUGAUGGAAGUCAGAUCAUCUUGGAACACCUAUUCUUUCCUGUUUUCAUAAACCCUUUCUCAGUGAUUUCUGGACUAGGGUUAUAAUUCCUUACUGUUUACACCAACAUGUAAUCUUGUGCUGGAUGUGGUGGCACAAUCCUUUACUCCCCACUUGAGAGGCAGAGGCCAGGUGGAGCUCAAGGCCAGCCUGCUGUGCACAGCAAGUUCCAGCACAGCCAGGGCUACAGAAAGAGACUCUGUCUCAAAAAACCAAAACUGCCAUCGACUUCAACCGUCUAUGUGACUUGCCCGGGUAGCUUUUGCUGUUAUGGGAGAGGGAUUUACGUGCAGCCUUGACUCAGUUAUCAACUCCAAUACUGUGCAGCACUGUUGGAAAUAAUAGAAACCUAGAAGUAAGCCCAGAGCCAGGCCUAUAAAUAAUAGCCAACAUUAUCUUCCCACCCCGGCCUCCCAUGAAUGAGGUUAGGGGUUUUUCUGAAUUUGAAGCUGGCUGAACAGUUGAACAGUUGAACAGUUGAACAUGUUGGCAUGUCGAUUUUUCAGGGAGUAGGCCAAUCUCUGUUAGUAUUUAGACCUGGAGAGAAGACUGAGGUGCAAAGGAUCUUUUUUUAAAGGGCUCUGAUUCUUUCCCUGUCUUGAAAAUGUGGGUCUAUAUUAAAACCAAAACAUCAGCUGGGCAGGCAGUGGUGGUGCACACCUUUAAUCCCAGCACUUGGGAGGCAGAG